GGGUCCUAGGUUAUUAUCAUGCUCAAUUAAACGAUAUCGUGCAAUACCCAGAUGCCAGGACGGAACUGUUUCACAACUUCCGUGAGUUCGGUAACACAAUCCUAUUUUGUCUGCUCAUGGAGCAGGCGCUCUCCCAAGAAGAAACGUGCGAUCUAGUCCAUGCUGCCGCAUUCCAGAACAUCUUGCCAAGGCCGUUUUGUAAAGAGGGUGAAAAACCAGAAGUUAAGUUGCGGAAGCUAGAAGCCAAAUUUGAUUCUCUUCAUGUGGUCGCGCAUGUAGAAAAACUUGGAUCUGCCAAGCAAACUAUGAUUGCCAAAGAAGGAGACCUUUUGACCCGCGAGAGAUUGUGCUGUGGUCUGUCGAUAUUCGAAAUAGUCUUGUCUCGCCUUCGAGGGUUCCUAGAUGAUCCCAUCUGGGUGGGAGUACCGCCCACCAACGGAGUCAUGAAUAUCGAUGAGUGCACGGAAUUUCAUAGGCUGUGGUCUGCUCUGCAAUUCGUUUAUUCCAUUCCUGUCGGAGAGACGGAAUUCACUGUUGAGGAACUUUUCGGUGAAGGUCUCAACUGGGCUGGCUGCACGAUGAUCGUUCUCUUAGGACAGCAACGCAGAUUCGAAGCCCUCGACUUCUGUUAUCAUAUUUUAAGAGUCCAGAGGGUUGACGGGAAAGAUGAAAAUGUCAAAGGCAUUAACCUCAAACGGAUGGUGGACCGAAUCCGCAGGUUCCAGGUGCUGAACUCUCAGAUAUUCGCAACGUUAAACAAAUACCUGAAAUCAAGCGAACACGACAGUGCCUCAGUCGAACAUGUCCGCUGCUUCCCGCCACCGAUUCACCCCUCCCUUGCAGCGCAUGCACACUACUAUCGACCGGAGAACCUGCAGUCACAAACCGUGCAUAACCUCUAAAUUCCCCUGCUUAAAGGAAUUUGUGAUUUAUCUUCGUCUCAAGGAUUAUUUCAUUCCAUUUGUGAAAGGCUCACCGUUAUUGUGAGAGAUUGUGAUAAGGAAAUUUUUGUUCCAGCGUGUGAGUACAAUACCUCUUAUCCCCUUUUUUUUCUACAUCCAAAAUUUGUUUUAUUUUUGUAGGCAAGUGGUACCCGAAAUGCAUUUUGUACCUAUUGAAGAGUAUAUACCUCUCCUCAGGUAAGAAUUGUGUGGAACUGAAAUUUUAUCAUAUUUAAACUAAAUUAGUUUUCGUGCUGUCGGGUUUGUACGAAGGAAUGAGCACUCCAAACUGUGUCAUGUUAAAUUAUGACCAUGCGAGAAGUAUAGACUCCCAAAAUUUUUGGUUCAGUUGUUGGUCUAUACUUAGCCAACGGCUCCAUUACUCGCAGCUUGCGAAUUCUUGUACGCCUGGCAAGGCUGCUUAUACCAAAGGUAGGUGUUAAGAUCAUCGGAAGACAAUCCUUCUAAGUUCGUUCUUCUCAAUUAUGUUACACCAUUUUUUAAUAUUUCUAUUAUGUGUACCAAGGCAAUUAGUUUAUCAUAUAUUAUCUGCCAUUGUUAGUGAAUAUACAAGAUACGAAAAUUAUUUAGCAUCGCACUGUGUACGCAAGAUGCUUGAUUACCUUUUUUAGUGCAGUAUUAAUUUCUCUGUUCCAUUUUGAUGAGAAUAAGCGAUCAUGCAGUUCAUAAAAAUGCAUGUUGGUUUAUUCUCACACAUCGUUCAGUUAUUGUUGGAGCAUUCUGGUCUUGGAAGAAUUGUUCAAGGUUCUUUGUCUUCCAUUUUUUAUUUUUUUUUAUUUUUUACUCUCAUUUAUUUCUUAAUUGUUCUGUGCUAAGAAUAGUUAACCUCCAGUGCAGCACAGUACUGAAAAUUAUUUAAACCGGUAUGUUAUUUAUGUAUCUUCCUACAGCCUUUUCUUUAACCAAGGAAUUGAAUUUUUGUUUACAAAAAAUCUGUGUGCAAUCUUCGUAGAAAUGUUUUGAAAACUUUUAGUAAAGAGCCCAAAGAGAGGAUUAAUUUCUGCUAAAUCGAUUUUAAUCUCAGAUCCUUGAGCUUUUUAGAGUAUUUUUAAAAUUUCUACAUAAAUUUUUAUGAAAUGUAAAUUGAGUAGGUGAUUUAGUACUCAACAUUUAGCUUCUGCUCUGAGAUUACCUACUGUUGCUGACUUGAUGGUCAAUUGUGUCAUUAUUGGCUUUCUAAGUAUCUUGUUAGUGUUUUGUAAGUAGGUAUUUAUAAUCACGUACCUAAAAUGUUAUUUGUAUUUUUUAAAUGCGUAGAGGGGCAUCUCUUCAUUACUGUUUUUUAUUUUUCUGCCAAUUUAAAUUUUUGACAGGGUCAAGAAGCCAAAAAACAAGUAUUCGGAUGUCUUGAUUUUUAUUUUAUACAAUGGUUUUUUUCUAAAUACUAGGUUUUACCCACAUUCCAAGCAGCCGAGAUGUACUAAAUAUGUAUCACCUUCUUGGAUAGAAUUCGGGGAUAGAUUUAUUGAACGAUUUUCGGUUUCCGUUUACUUUUAAUCCGGCUGUUAUGAUUUUUCUUGAUUGCAUCAUAGAGUUCAUGCCAAGCAAGUUUACGUAAUUGUAGAGAGCGACAGAAAAUCCACAAUCAUGAUUCUUAUAUUUUCAUUCAAUGCUUAACUAAGACAGCUAAUUUUCAUUCAUAUUUUAAAAGUUCUUGAAUGUUUUUGGCUCAGACUCUAGUCAGGCAUUGGUUCUGAAUUAACUUCAAUUAAGACGGUGAAGAUCAUGGAAUUCAAAUUUGUAUUGAUUUUCAACUUGACAAAGAACGUCGAAAAAGGAAAAACGUCCUUGGAAGUUUGCACUAACCGAUCUGAAGCAUUAAAUAUGAUCUUCUCAAUAAUAAUAUGUACCGCGAAACCUAUUAUUUGCCGCUCUUUUUAAGAAUGCAAUCUGUUAAUGAUGAAUCACGCUUUAUUUACCGGCCUUUUUCAAGUUUGGGAACAAUUUCUGUGAUAAGGUUUUCUUUCCUCAGAGGUAUUGAUUUUAUUUUGUCCAAAUUCCAAAAAGGUCAUUUUGAAAGUGUCUUCGACUGAAUAUGUUGAAUAAACCUCGAUCAACAUUGUGAUAGAGAUUUUGAGGAAUUAAAUUUCUACACGUUCCUGAAUAAGGUCUGGAUUUAUCUAAGAAUAUUCAAUGUCACGUGGGUUUGAGUGGGUAAGAAGUGGUCUGUGGAGAAUUGAGAUCGCAUAACUUCAAGUUUUACUUGCACACUUCUCCAUGUCUUUGAUAUCUUUUUAUUUUUCAAUUCAUUGUCAAGCAGGCUGGAAAUAUAGGGUCAUAUGUUUCUCUCAAUAACACGUUCCAUAAUCAAGUCUCCAGACCCUCUGAAUGUGGAUCUCAUUUUACUGGUUCUCGGGGGUUUCAAUCGCUUUAAACUAAGACCCAUACGAAAGUUCCAAUAACUCAUUAAUAACAAUGGAAGCUCUUACAAUACAAGUGAAAAGCAGGGAGAAAAAAUUGCUAAAACAAGACUGAAAUGCAGACCGGAAACAUUUUAGCCUUGUUUUACUAUUUUUUCCCUUGUUCCUUCUUUUUCAAAGCAUCGAUGCUGAGAAAAAGCAUCAGUCUAUCCUUUUUAUCUCGAAAUUGUUCAAGUCAACGAGUCAACCAGGAACCUCACCUUUUCUUUGUAAACAUGCAACCAAAAUCAAACAUUCAGCUGUGUGCUUACUAUCAGGAAAGUUAAUGUGGUUUUAAAACCCUGAAAAAACAUAAAUUGUGCAGAAUAAUCAACCCUUGAUCAGUGUAGUGAUCCUCUUGCACAUUGCUUCUCAAUUUUAUAUGCGUUUUUUAUGUAAUCAUACGUGUAUCAUUUUUAUCAUUGUACAAAAUAAUUUAUUGAAUCAUUACCUUUUUACUUAAA
Messenger RNA from Bemisia tabaci, 3825 nucleotides. The record is from RefSeq and is a predicted model, not a curated record. Lineage: Eukaryota; Metazoa; Arthropoda; Insecta; Hemiptera; Aleyrodidae.